Striga asiatica is the source of this 1272-nucleotide messenger RNA. NCBI's taxonomy places the organism in Eukaryota, Viridiplantae, Streptophyta, Magnoliopsida, Lamiales, Orobanchaceae. The record is from the annotation of a GenBank genome assembly.
AUGGAGCCUGCAACAAAUUUUGAUCAAAUUUACCAAAAUGCCCUUCCACCGGCAUUCAAGCUCGAAAAACUUGAUGAAUUUUCCAUGGACAAAAACACUUAUUAUCUCCAAGAUUUUCACCACCUUGAUCACCAGUUCCAUUUACCAUAUUAUUCUUCGUCGAUUUUUAAUCCGAGUGCCGAUGUACAAUCCAACGGCUCAGAUCCUUUCUACCCCUCGUUCACCGACUCGUGUUCGUUUUACGAGUUUUCGGACUUCAAACCUUACGAGGAAAAGGGCAUUCAUAGUAAUUUUUCGGCCGCCAUGCAGAGUUUUCAAGAAUGCGACGAGUAUUCGAAUAAUCAUCUGAAUCCGAAAGAUUUUUUAACCAAAAUCGAGCCCUUAAGGAUGGUUUUUCCGCACGACGAUAGCUCAUGCGUUACAGCCGAUAAUAAUAAUAAUAAUGUCACCUGCUUUUGCAAAGAGAACGACGAAAAGUAUAGUAAAAAUUUGAAAAAUAUGAAAAGUAGUAACAAAAAUCAUCAAUCGGUCUCGACUAAAAGGCUCGGUUUCAUCAAGAACAAGUCGAAGCCGAGCAAGGGGCAGUGGACAGUUGAAGAGGAUAGGAUUUUGAUCCAUUUGGUGGAGAAAUAUGGAGUUAGAAAGUGGUCGCGUAUAGCGCAAAUGCUCAAGGGGAGGAUAGGGAAGCAAUGCAGAGAGAGAUGGCAUAAUCAUCUAAGGCCUGAUAUCAAAAAGGAUCUAUGGACGGAAGAUGAAGACCGAGUUCUAAUAGAAGCUCAUGCAGAAGUUGGCAACAAAUGGGCAGAAAUCGCAAAAAGGCUUCUCGGGAGAACCGAAAACUCGAUCAAGAAUCAUUGGAAUGCCACCAAAAGACGACAACUCUCACGACGAAAAUGCAGGACUAAAUGGCCGAAACCGAGCUCUGUCCUCCAAAACUAUAUCAAGAGCCUACAUUUAGAAAAAGAGGACAUAAAAAGAUCAUCAUUUAGAAAUGAGGCUAAUAAUGCUUCGUCUGCAGAAGCUACUCAACCGGACGAUAUUUUCAAGAAUUCUCAAAAGGAAGUGGCCUUAGUUAGCUCCGAACAAGUUUAUGAUUGUAUGGUGUCGGGUUUCGAAUUUGACGAGGUCCCGGAUUUUGGUAUUCACGGUUGUUAUGAUGAAAAGUUUGACUCGAUCAUAGAUUUAGCACUCGAAGCGCCUCCAUUGAUGCAUUAUGAAGGGGAGGAGGAGGUAGAUUUUUUCAAUGGGGUGGAGGAUAUGGAUGCAUGGUAG